Molecule: messenger RNA, 3508 nt
Organism: Dermatophagoides pteronyssinus (European house dust mite)
Lineage: Eukaryota; Metazoa; Arthropoda; Arachnida; Sarcoptiformes; Pyroglyphidae
Gene: trbd
Product: ubiquitin thioesterase trabid
Biological process (GO): protein K48-linked deubiquitination; protein K63-linked deubiquitination; protein K11-linked deubiquitination
Cellular component (GO): nucleus; cytoplasm
Molecular function (GO): cysteine-type deubiquitinase activity; K63-linked polyubiquitin modification-dependent protein binding
Source: RefSeq, a predicted model, not a curated record
UUGAUUGAUUAAGCAAUUACCUGUAUAUUUGUCUUGUUGUUGUUUUUAUAAUUGGCUUUUUGGUUUCGAUGUUGAUAUUUGUUUUUUUAAAAAAAAGAGUAAAAUACACCACCAUCAAGCAUCUUUCAUCUAUUAAUCAUUCGAUCACCUUGAUGAUUUUUUGUGUUUGUCUUUUUUUUCCUUGAUCAUCGAAAAUAUCUUUUUCUCUCUAGAAUCUUCUGGAUUUGUUUUUUCUGAAAAAAAAUAUUGAUUGUUGUUGGUGAAACAAACAAAAAAACUAACCAUCAUCAGCUAAACACAAACAAACAAAUUAGUCUUGUCUCGUCUUUCUGUCGUCGUUUCGUUAUCACCAGAAAACAAGAAAACUAAAGUGCUCAAAUCAUUGCUUUUUCUCUGCCUAUAUCACCAAAAUAAUUAAGAUAACGGGACUAAACAACAACAACAACAACAAAUAAAGUUAUUGCAAUCGUCUGUUGCUUUAUGAUUUUUUUGCUAAUUUGAUAUUAUCAAAUAAAAAAUUUUCUAAAAAAAAAUGGAAGCAAUGGAAAUAACAUUAUCAGAAUUUAUAGCCAAAACUUCAUGCGAUCCCGGUCUUGCACAAGAUUUAUUAAAUCAUCAUGGUUGGAAUUUAGCAGCUGCAUUAAAAAGUUAUUAUCCAAUGAAUGAUAUAAUUACAUCGAUUGUAACGGAUAAUCACAAUGAUGAGGAUGAUGAUGUGAAUGAUGAUGAUAAUUUUAAUUCAAAAGAAUCAUUAGCAACAAUAUCAGCAUUAACAACAACAUUAAAUGAUAUGAAUGGACAUCAUUAUUGUUUGAAUCAUUUAAUAUCAACAAAUAUUACUACACCAUCAGCAACAAUAACAACAACAAAAGAUACAUUUUUAAUACCGAAUAAAUGUACAUCUGAACCAUCACUUUCAUCACAAUCAUCUGAUGCAUGUGAUUCAUCCGUACUAUCAACACCAACAAAAUUUCAAUCAUUUAAAUAUCAUCAACGUAAUGGUGAAAUUUUUCCGGAUAAAAAAUUAAGCCGUGGUAUAUCAAGAGCUUCGGAUAAUGAAAAUCUUAUUUCGAAAGCACGAUCAGAAGUAGCUGAAGAUUUUAAAAUAUCACAUCGUGGUAGUCGCCUGUUGAAUAUUGAUAAAUUAAUUGAAACACCGGAAUUUACAUUCACGUUGCCCGAUAUACAUCGAUAUGAAGAUGAAUUUUAUGAAUUUCUUCGUAAAGAUUUGAUUGAAAAAUCGACAAAAGCAUCGUUGGAAUCAUCAAAACGUUUAAAUUGGUGGUCUGAUAUUUGUCAUCGUUUAUAUCCUCUAGUCACUUCGGGCGAUGGCAAUUGUUUAUUACAUGCCGCUUCAUUAGGAAUGUGGGGCUUUCAUGAUCGAGGUCUAAUUUUACGAAAAGCACUUCAUCUUAUGUUGGCCAAUAGUUCAUAUACGCAGGCAUUUUAUCGUCGUUGGCGUUGGCAAACACAUUUUCAAAAUUCUAAAGCCGGUCUAUUAUUAUCGGAAAAAGAAUGGGAACAUGAAUGGGAUUCAAUUGUACGUUUAGCAUCGACUGAACCAAGAUCGAAAAAUUAUGAUUCGGGUAAUGAAAUGACUGGUGCUGGUGGUAAAAAAGCACCAAUAGAUGAAUAUGAAGAAAAAUCAUAUAUCUAUGAAAGUUUAGAAGAGAUUCAUAUAUUUGUAUUGGCACAUGUAUUACGAAGACCAAUCAUUGUGAUUGCUGAUACUAUGCUCAAAGAUUCUAAAGGUGAAGCAUUUUUUCCAAUACUUUUGGGUGGAAUAUAUUUACCGCUUGAAUGUAAUGAUGAUUGUCUGAUGAAAUCACCGCUCUGUUUAACAUACGAUUCAGCACAUUUUUCAGCAUUAGUAGCCAUGAAUAUUGAAUCACAAAUGAUUAACAAUUCGAAUGAAUGUCUUCCAUGGGCUAUACCAUUAAUGGAUGUUGAUCAUAAUGUUUUACCAUUACAUUUUGCUAUCGAUCCGGGAAAAGAAGUGUUCAUUAAUGAUAAUAAUAAUAAAUCAAAUAUUGAUUCUACGCUCAAUAAUCUAGCCAAAACAUUAGUGUUAACCGAACAGGAUAAAAUUGAAUUAUUGAAAAAAUAUUUCGAUAUUUUAACACUUUCACAUAAAAAAGAAAAUUGUAUUGAAAAACCGAUACCAAUUAUUGUUACUUCGGUUGCUGAUGAUGUUAAAACGAAUUCGGUGACAACGUCAACAGCAACAACAACAACAUCGACAAGUCUUCCUAAAACAACAACAACAACAAGCACAAAAGAAAAAUCACAAACACUUCCAUCAAAUUUUGGUCGUAAAAAUGGUGAAUUUUCAUCAUUGAUCAUAAAUGGUAGUGAUUGUGAUGAACGAAAUAAAUCUAGAGCCAAACAUUUACUACAGAAACCAUUUCAAACAUUUGGUAAAAUGGGUAAAAAAAUUAAACGUAAUCUUGGUCAAUUAGCCAGACGAUCAACAUCAUUUCGAUUAACACGGCAAAAAUCUUCGAUAGAAAAUAAUCCAAUCAAUGUGAUUGAAGAGAAUGAACAUAAUGACGAAUCAAUAAUAACUGCCAAUAAUAAUAAUGAUAAUAAUCAAUCUGUUAUGAUUAAUAAUCGAAUCGAAUCAAUAAUCAAUACAGAUAAUUCAAUAUUCUAUUGCGAUACAAAUGUUUUAGCUGCCAAAUUAUAUAUUAAUAAAAAAUUAUCGUAUCAUGAUGAAUUAAUUAAGAAUUAUCUAACAACAGCACGUGUACGAUUUGAAACGGAACGUGAAAAACAACGAAGAUUAAAAGAAAUGGAAAAAACGUCUACCGCUGUUGCGGCAACAACAACAAAACCGAAUGAAAAACAAACAGCAUCAAAAUCAUCGAUUACAUCAACAAUUAGUUCGGCCUCUUCAUCAUCAUCCGCAUCAUCAUCUGCAUCAUCACUUUCGGAUGAUGAAUCAAUUCCUAAACUAAAUGAUGGCCAAAAUGAUAAAAUCUCUUUAUCAAAUUAUCAAUAUAAUUGUGUGAAUAAUGAUUGUGAAUCAAAAUCAACAGCCGAAACAAAUUUUCUUUGUCAAUCAUGUUUUAAUGAACAGAAAAAAGCAUUGAUUAGUAAUGGUUUUACGAAAAUAACUGUCGAUGAAAAUGAAAUGAAACAACAACAGCAACAACAAUCACCGGAAAAAUCAUCGGAACUUGAAAAAAUAAUGGUAAAUGAUGAUGAUGAUGAUGAUAUUAUCAGACAAAAAUUAUCGAAUCAACUGUCAACAAAAACUACUACCAACACUGUUGUUGUUGCCGCUAAAACUUCGAACGAUAAUUUCAUCACAAAUGUGUGAUAUUUAUCUUCUUUUUGAUUCCCUUAAAAAACAAUUCAUUUUUGACCCUAAUCUCGCCUAUUCGAACAAAUCCAUGAAAAUAUUGCACACACACUUGGUUAUAAUCAAAUCAAUCAAUCAAAAAAAAUGUAUUUUGUUUAACAAAUUAUAUUCAUUCAUUCAAUAAUGACCACACAUUAUAAAAAC